Corylus avellana is the source of this 1660-nucleotide messenger RNA. It is a transcript of the gene ATIPCS1, whose product is annotated as Inositol phosphorylceramide synthase 1. The record is from RefSeq and is a predicted model, not a curated record. Gene Ontology annotation, molecular function: sphingomyelin synthase activity; ceramide cholinephosphotransferase activity; inositol phosphoceramide synthase activity. Gene Ontology annotation, cellular component: Golgi membrane; trans-Golgi network; plasma membrane. Lineage: Eukaryota; Viridiplantae; Streptophyta; Magnoliopsida; Fagales; Betulaceae. Gene Ontology annotation, biological process: ceramide biosynthetic process.
UUUUCUUUGUUUGCAAAUAAAAAGCCCUCUUUUUCCCUUUCUCUCAACUGUCUCUCCGUGUUCACCUCGCGUGCCCAGCAGUCAGACAAAGCUAGAAUCAGAUAGAGAGAUAUAGAGAGAGAGAGAGAGAGAGAGAGAGAGAAUUGGAGAGGGUGUUUGUUGAUUUAUAUCAAACAACCCACCACUUGAACUCAACCCCUUUCGCUUUGGCCUCUAAUCGUCGAACUUCCCUGAUCUUCGUUUUUGUUCCGAAUCCGAUCUCUACCUCCGAAAUCGCGUUUUGAUCCGUUGGAUAGCACCGAAACGCUGCGUUUUUGAGGUGAUUCGUUGUGGGUUUUGAUUUUCUCGGUAGUUUAAGGUUGUUAAGAGGAGCGGGAUUGGACGAGACUGUGUUGAGGAAUUCUUUUUUGGGUGAUGAAUGAUGUUGACCUCAUUGGUUUGGUCGUGAAGUAAUAUGGAACUGGUUGUUACACGCCAAAACGAUGACGCUUUACAUUGGUCGCGAGGCUUCGAAGCUAUGGAAGAGAGUUUGCGCAGAGACAACGACGGAGAUCUAUCUUCUUGCAGAGAAUUGGAAGUACCUUCUCGCCGGUCUCAUUCUUCAGUAUGUACAUGGUCUGGCUGCCCGAGGAGUUCAUUAUCUGCAUCGGCCAGGGCCAAUACUUCAGGAUGUUGGGUUCUUUCUUCUCCCGGAGCUUGGGCAAGACAAAGCUUACAUCAGUGAGACUCUGUUCACCUUCAUUUUUCUAUCUUUUGUCUUGUGGACUUUCCAUCCAUUCAUCUUGAAGAGCAAAAAGAUCUACACAGUUCUAAUUUGGUGCAGGGUUCUAGCAUUUUUAGUUGGUUCUCAAUUUCUCCGGAUCAUAACAUUUUAUUCUACCCAGCUUCCUGGUCCAAACUAUCACUGUCGUGAGGGUUCAAAACUUGCCACGCUGCCUCGUCCUGAUAGUGUGGUUGAAGUCCUCUUGAUUAAUUUUCCCCGGGGCAUAGUGUAUGGUUGUGGUGAUUUGAUUUUUUCAUCCCACAUGAUAUUUACUCUAGUCUUUGUGCGCUCGUACCAGAAAUAUGGCUCUCGAAGGUUUAUAAAACAGUUAGCUUGGUUGCUUGCUGUUGUCCAGAGUUUCUUGAUUGUAGCAUCCCGCAAACAUUACACGGUUGAUGUUGUUGUUGCAUGGUAUACUGUUAAUUUGGUGGUGUUCUUUAUAGACAAGAAAUUGCCAGAAUUGCCUGAUCGGACUAGUGGAGCAGCAUUGUUACCCUUGAAUACCAAAGACAAAGACAGCAGGACCAAAGAAGAGAAUCACAAACUUUCGAAUGGGAACUCUGGAGACCCCGCAGAUUGGAGGCAGAGAACUCAAGUCAAUGGCAAGACUCUGGAAGAUGGAAACACAGGCCAUCCUGACACUGCAAUGAAUGGUGUAUAGAUAAUGGAAAAGCUGAUGCUGCAGCAAUGUCGACUGGAGCUGCUAAAAAAAAGGACUGCUGGUUAGAUGUUCAUGCUCUCUAAAGGGUUUAGUUGAUUGUAUGGUGGGCUGUUAUUCUAACCUAAUUACAAUAUGCUAGAAGUGGAAUUUGGCUUGUGCUUUAUUGCAUUUUGCGGUCUUGCUCCUUUAUGUUGUGGUUAAUAUAAUUUAUUAUCUGCAUCGGCUUGUACCUUGAA